Aspergillus alliaceus is the source of this 7298-nucleotide messenger RNA. RefSeq lists its product as uncharacterized. Lineage: Eukaryota; Fungi; Ascomycota; Eurotiomycetes; Eurotiales; Aspergillaceae. Gene Ontology annotation, biological process: secondary metabolite biosynthetic process; fatty acid biosynthetic process. The record is from RefSeq and is a predicted model, not a curated record. Bases 84 to 7298 code for a protein of 2404 amino acids. Gene Ontology annotation, molecular function: 3-oxoacyl-[acyl-carrier-protein] synthase activity; oxidoreductase activity; fatty acid synthase activity. The transcript is spliced from 11 exons.
GUCAGAAUGAGGAAUCGUUGAUCUUGCCAGCCGCCUGUGAACUAGGCCACCAGAGCAAACCUCCACCAAUUGCGAUUGUUGGAAUGGCGAUGAGACUCCCUGGUGGUAUCCGAACCAGCGAGGAGUUUUGGGACCUCUUGAUCAACAAAAAGGACGCCUCGUCCAGGGUCCCUGAAAGUCGGUACAACAUUGAUGCAUUCUACCACCCUACAAAUCCGCAAUCCGUGAAGACUCGAUCCGGGUACUUUUUACAAGAAGACUACGUCGGAUCGGCUGACACGGCAUUUUUUGAGAUGGGAGGGUAUGAUGCAGGGAAGCUUGACCCCCAACAGAUACUUCUGAUGGAAGUGGUCUGGGAGUGUAUGGAAAACGCUGGGCAGGUAGAUUGGCGUGGGAAAGAUAUCGGGUGCUACGUAGGUGUUUUCGGUGAGGAUUGGCAUGACCUAUCAGCGAAGGAGACCCAAGAUAUCCCAAGGGUUCACGCGUUUGCGACUGGAGGAUUUGCUCUGUCAAACAGAGUGUCGUAUGAGUAUGACUUGAAAGGCCCGAGUGUAACUGUACAAACAGCUUGUUCUUCUUCGAUGGUAGCCUUGCAUGAAGCAUGCUGUGCGCUUUAUGCUGGUAUUUGUUCUUCCGCCGUUGUUGCUGGAACUAACAUGAUCCUAUCCCCGACAAUGACGGCUAACAUGUCCGAUAAUAUGGUCCUGUCUCCUAGUGGUCACUGUAAAACAUUUGAUGCCCAUGCAGAUGGUUAUGCGAGAGCAGAAGCUGUAAAUGCAGUUUACCUCAAGCCGCUGGACAAGGCAAUUAGAGAUGGCGAUCCAAUCCGUUCCAUCAUUCGGUCGACAUCAGCAAACUUUGACGGCAGGACUAAGAAAAUUUUCUCUCCUAACGCAGAUAGCCAGGAAAGGCUUAUCAGGCAGGCAUAUCAGCGUGCUCACAUCAAUGACUUCGCCCAGACGGCUUUCUUUGAAUGUCACGGAACAGGAACGAAAGCGGGUGACUUGGCUGAGGCGAUUGCUGUGGGAAGGGUUUUUGGGCCUGAAGGCAUUUAUAUGGGAGCAGUAAAACCAAACGUCGGACAUGGCGAGGGGGCUUCGGGCCUAACGAGUAUCAUCAAGGCAGUGCUUGCACUGGAGCACCGGAUUAUUCCACCCAAUAUCCACUUUACCAAGCCAAAUCCCCAAAUCCCGUUCAAGGAAACUGGGUUACAGGUGCCGAUCGAAGCAACUCCUUGGCCGGCUGGCCGUGCGGACAGAGUAAGCGUCAACUGUUUUGGUAUCGGAGGUGCAAAUGCCCAUGCCGGUAAGCGAGCUGUUAAUAUCGAACGAAACUGCUCACGACUCUUGGUAGUGUCAGCGCAAAGUGAAGAGUCUCUCCAGAAACAACUUAGCGGCAUGCAAGCAUACAUAAAGAGCCAUCCAGAAUCCCUCAACGACGUGGCAUAUACCCUCGGGAUGAGGCGGAACCAUCUGAGAUAUCGAGCCUUCAUGUCCUCGACUAAGGAUGGCCGCCUCGAAGGUGAAACCAAGCAACCACCAUGCUGUACUCAGUCACCAGUGGUUUUCACAUUUUCUGGUCAAGGCACCCAAUGGCCUGAAAUGGGCAGAGGCUUGAUUGAAAGAUUUUCCUCUUUUCGAGCGGACAUCCAGAAAAUGGACGAGGUAUUACAACGACUACCACACAUGCCAUCAUGGAGCAUCGCAGAGGAGCUUCUGAGACCUAAAGAUUCAAGUAACAUCAAUGAGCCAGAGCUUUCCCAGCCCCUCGUGAUGGCUGUUCAGAUCGGCAUUGUCAAUUUGCUAGCGAGCUGGGGCAUUGUUCCUACUGCUGUCGUGGGACACUCCAGUGGUGAGAUUGCUGCCGCAUAUGCGGCGGGAGCCAUGUCUGUGGAGACAGCAAUUAUCGUGAGCUAUUAUCGCGGUCAAGCUGUCAAGCUAAACCGACAGGUAGGCGGGAUGGCCGUUGUCGGCCUGAGUCAGGACGAGAUACUUCCUUUUUUAGUUGACGGCGUGUUGGUGGCGAGCGAGAAUAGUCCCCGGUGCGUCAACCUGUCUGGUGACAAGGAUCGACUGGCUAUUGUGCUUGAAACAAUACAAAAAGAAAAGCCAGAUACCUACCAAAGCGUUGUAAAUGUGGAUGUGGCAUACCAUUCCCAUCAUAUGCACUCUGUGGGCGAGGUUUAUGAAAACCUAAUCUCGCCGUAUAUCGAAACGAACAAAUCCAUGAUUCCCAUGUAUUCGUCGGUUACUGAAGGUAUAAUUCCAAAGCCAGCGUUCCUGGAUGCCGCAUACUGGCGCCGAAACUUGGAAUCGCCCGUUUUAUACCGGGGAGCGGUGGAAGCCUUACUCAAAAGGACGGAGAGGGACCACGUAAUCUGCAUAGAAGUUGGACCUCAUUCAGUACUGUCGAGCAUCAUCAGGCAGAUAUUCAACGAUCGCAAAGAGAUAUUACACUACAUACCAACCCUUCUUAGGGAUGCCGAUACGUCGAAUUGUCUACUAAAGACCGCUGGGAUUAUGCAUUUGUUCAACCAUCGCCUUGACUUCCGACGUAUAAAUGGACCUGGAGACACGCUCGUUGACCUUCCCGCUUACCAAUGGCACCAUACAAGCGUCGGUUGGAAAGAGAGCCGCGUUAGCCGCGAAUGGAGGUUUCGAAAGCACUCCCAGCAUGAGCUGUUAGGCUGUCGUAUGCUCGAAUCCAGUGACCUUGAGCCGUCAUGGAGAAAUAUCCUCCACUUGAACAAGGUCCCAUGGCUCAAUGACCACAGGGUCUUUGGUGACAUCGUCUUUCCCUGUGCAGGUUUUAUUGCCAUUGUAAAUGAGGCAGUGAGACAAAUAUCAGGUUCCGCUGACUGCACAUUGAGUGAUAUGGCUAUCCAAACCCCCUUGGUCCUCCCAAUAUCUUCUGGGAUUGAGAUUAUUACUUCUUUUAAACCAAUAAGACUGACUACCACAGUUGAUUCUGUGUGGUAUGAGUUUACCAUAGCUUCCUAUGACGGUAGAUCCUGGACAAAACAUUGCGUCGGUAAAGCCAGGGCUGGCAAAGAUAGGCCAGAAGAGCCGAAGGAAAUCAAGCAUCUACCCAGAUGGGUUUCUACCCACACAUGCUAUCAGGUAUCCCAAGCCCUUGGCUUGCAGUUUGGGCCCCAUUUCCGCAAACUACAGAACAUUACAGCAGACCCCAUGAGCUGCACGGCCAGCGCGACAGUCUGCAAUGAGUCGGCCCAGGACGGAUGUACAUAUAGCAUUCAUCCUACAGUUAUUGACCAAUGUCUACAGCUCCUUAGCAUUGCGGGUACCCGAGGUAGGCUUCGAGAGGCAACAAAACUAUACUUGCCAACGUUUGUCGAAAGUGUUUAUAUCGCCCAGGGUGGACCACUGCUGAAUAUAGAAGCCUCAAUCGACAACCCGACGGCCAGUCAUGUCCUAGGGAACGCAACCGCAGCAUUUGAAGGUCAAGUAGUGGUCUCCAUGAAGGGUGCGCUAAUGACACCCGUGGCGGUUUCCGAGUCCAGUGAAGGCUCGGGGGUUCCUCUGGCCUCGUACAUGGAAUGGCGACCAGACAUAUCUCUCAACCCACCUGAGCAGCUCUUUGGAGCCCUUCCUAGAAUAGAAGCUCAGACACAUGACCUAGAAAUGUUAUCCACCAUUUCUCUACAGCAACUAGCACGGCAUGUCGGCUCUAUCAAUACGAGUAUUCCCUAUCUGAAAAACUACGUGGGAUUGCUCCAAAAGAAAUCAACAGAACUCCAAGCUCCAGGGCGGGCAGAAAUUCACACCGACGCACUCCCGGAAGCACUUCAGAAGUUGGUUGAUAGCUUUCCACACGACUCUCAUCUGGGAUCCUUGGCAAAAAUGCAUAAAGAUAUUGUCGAUCAUUGCGCAGAUAUAUUACAAGGCUCCGUUGACCCAUUAAUAAUUGCAAGGCAAGAAGGUGGCCUGAAUACGCUAUAUGAGUCAAUUUAUCAAAAUGAAGAGUUGUGCAGGUUUUUUGGUCUUCUUCGCCACUUAAACCCUGUGCUCAAAGUUCUGGAGGUCGGCGCUGGUACUGGCAGUUCAACGACAUACAUCCUGAAGACACUUUUAUCUGAACAGGGCAAAAUGCAUUACUCACAAUACACAUGCACAGAUAUUUCUUGGAGCUCCCUGAACAGAGCUAAGGAUCUAUUCAAAGACCACAAGGGCUUCGAAUUCAAGGCCUUGGAUAUCUCUGUAGACCCGACUGAGCAGGGAUUCGAGUCACAAGCCUAUGACCUGGUGAUCGCUUCUAAUGUGAUAGGCGCUGUUGCAAACAUAAGUGGAGCAGUACAAAAUAUGAAAAGCCUCUUAGCUCCGGGCGGGUAUCUUCUUCUACAGGAGUUUGAUGCAAUGGUCCCGAGUUCUCUCUGUAUUACAGGUCUUCUCCCCGAUUGGUGGAAUGACAAAGGGGAUUUCUAUGCACCCUGCAUAUGCCCUGAAAGGUGGACCGAGGAGCUUUAUAAUGCUGGAUUCAAGGGGGUAUCCAAAGAUAUGUCACUCAACAGGACAUCCUUACCUUGCAGCCUUAUCCAGGUGGCAAACCUCCCUUAUGGAAAGGAUAACUUAGGGGAGCACAUUAUACUCUUGGGCCCUCAGAGCAACUCUUGGGCCCAGAGCGUGGCAGGGGCCCUUAAAAAUGAUGGGCAUACCGUGACUUGGGGAUCUUUGGAUGGGAAAAUGUCCGAAGGCCAAACAGUCAUAUCCUUGUUAGAUCUUGAUGGUCCUUUCUUCAGGGAUAUAGGUGAGAAGAGGCUGGAUAGUUUCAAGCUUUUGGUAGCCUCCUCAGCUCGUAUACUGUGGGUGACAAGAUCUCUCCAAAUAGCAUGUGAUGAUCCCGAUUACGGCCUCGUUUUGGGCGUGUCUCGUACUAUUAAGCAGGAGGAAGGAUCCUAUUUUGGGACAUUCGAGAUCGACAAGUUUGAUGAAAAUGCCGUUUCUGCACUGCUAAGAGUACAUGAGAAGUUUUGCCAACAGUACCACGCCAAAGGUACGACGGAUCUGGAUUAUGAAUUUGCCUUACAUGAGGGAAUGAUACACAUCGGACGAUUUCGAUGGACGUCGUUGACUGAUCAGCUGUUUUCGGAUUCUCGAGUCGGUCUACCCAUAAAGCUUUCAGUCUCUUCUCAUGGGUCCUUGAAUUCCCUCUACUGGGCCUCAGAUACAAAUACGCAUAGCAUUCUGGGUGUGGAUGAUGUUGAGGUUGAUAUCAGCUUUGUUGGUCUGAACUUUAGGGAUGUCAUGAUCGCUCUCGGGAUUAUGGCGCAUGAGGACGAGUUUGGGUGUGAGGCUAGUGGUAUCGUCAAGCGUGUUGGAUCAAAGGUGAGCCAUCUAUCUGCUGGAGACAGGGUUUGCUUAGCACAGCCCGGGCUAUUCCGGACAAGAACCGUCGCUCCGGCAAGUAGCUGUGUACGUAUCUCUAAGACACUGUCUCUUGAGGACGCUGCUACCAUGGGCGUCGCGUAUGGCACGGCCUACUAUUCUCUGGUUGACAUUGGAGGGAUACAGAAGGGCCAGUCAGUGUUGAUUCAUGCUGCCUGUGGUGGUGUUGGACUUGCUGCAAUCCAGAUCUGUCAGCUUUACGGCGCCAAGAUCUACGCCACGGUUGGCAGUGAACAGAAGAUCGAGUAUCUCGUUGACACGUUUGGAAUCAGUCGGGACCAUAUCUUUAAUUCGCGCGAUUCAUCUUUUCAACACGAUGUCAUGCGAAUGACAGAAGGCAGAGGCGUGGACCUAGUUUUGAAUUCGCUAGCUGGAGAGCUCCUCCAUGCCUCAUGGAGAUGUGUCGCGAAAUUUGGCAAAAUGAUCGAGAUUGGUAAAAGGGAUUUUAUAGGCCGUGGUAUGCUUAGCAUGGAUGUCUUUAGUGGCAACCGGGCAUUUUUCGGCAUAGACCUUGUAGAGCUGGACCAGAAACCGGGCUUUACUCACAGACUCUUUCAUAAAACUAUUGAGCUUUUUGAGCAAGGGAAGAUUCAUCCAAUACGCCCCUUGAAAAUCGUGGUGCCUACAGAAGUUGAAGGCGCGUUUAGAGAUAUGCAAAAGGGUCUACAUAUGGGGAAGAUGGCAGUGAAAAUGGCCUACAAUCCAGUGGAAUUUGCGCCGAAGAGGACUCGUCAACGAUUUUCUCUUUCUCCAGACGCGUCAUACCUCCUUGUUGGAGGCCUUGGAGGGAUUGGCCGGGCCAUUGCGACCUGGAUGGUAGAAAAAGGCGCUCGGUACCUGAUUUUUCUUUCUCGAUCCGCGGGGGAGUCCGACGAGGAUCAAGCAUUCUUCCACGAACUUCACGUCCAAGGCUGCUUCGCAAUUCCUGUGAAGGGGAAUGUCGCAAUUCUCGACGAUGUCAAGCGGGCUGUCGCGGCCAGCCCGACACCGUUAUGUGGCGUGCUUCAACUUUCCAUGGUCAUAAGAGAUGAAUUCUUCCCCGCUGUGACGUACGAGAACUGGAAGGCAACCCUCGCGCCAAAGGUGGAGGGAACUUGGAAUCUUCAUAAAGUAGUCACUGGGAAAGCAGUGCAGUUUUUUGUUGUCUUUAGCUCAGUUGCAGGAGUCAUGGGGCACCAGGGCCAGAGUAGCUACUCUGCUGCCAAUACAUUUUUAAAUUCAUUCGUGCAGUACCGACGGCUCAGGGGGCUCCCUGCAUCGGUCGUCAACCUCGGAUGCGUCGAUGAGAUUGGUCACCUUGCGACAGACAAUCUUAAGUUGAGAGAGGGGAUUCGCGCAGCAUCAGUUUGUCUUCUCAGUGAACAGAACGUGCUCGAUGCUCUAGAAAUCGCGAUCACUCGGCAGAGCGACCCCAAGCAAAGCUCCACGGGCCGGGUGCUCACGUCAGACCAAUAUACUGUUGGCAUGAGCAACACCAGGCAUCGCUCAGACCCUACUGUUCGACAGAUGUGGGGGAAGGAAGCGCGAUUCAGUGCCUAUGCAAAUUUUGAGAUGUACACAACGCGACAACGCAAUUCGGAUGCAGUAGAUAAGGUGAGGAAGACAAUUGCGGCCAUAGAGAACAACCCGGAGAUGUUGGAUGAUCCUUCCUGGAGAGACCGGAUUGUAAGGGAGAUACUUGCGGCAUUGCGGACGCUGUCGGGAUUUGGAAAGGAUCAAGACGACGAGCAAGUCAUGCAGACCCCGAUCGACUCGCUGAUGACAUUUGAGAUUCGCAACUGGCACCGACGAUAUAUCAACGUGGAAUUGUCUGCUACAGAUAUCGCCAAUGCCGAAACGCUUGGUGGCUUGAUGCCGGUUACUCUCGCAGCACUUCGUGCAAAAUUUGUUAGAUAG